ACCGCCCCGGAAAAAGAGACUUCUUUUGGGAUAAUUCCAUACUUCUUCUCUCAUGGAUUCUUCUUCUCCUCCGACGACCCCUAGGGUUUCUCCGAUGGAGGACCCUCUCAUCGCCGAAGAUCCCUCCACCUGGGAAUGGGGCACUCUCUUCGAUUUCUCUGUCAACGAUGAUGACCCUCUCCUCUUCCCCUGGCCUGGUUCAUCCCAGGAUCAGCCCGUUGUUUCUCUUCCUCCGGUUUCGCCUCCUCCUGCUCCGGAGUCAUCUCCUGCGUCGCCGUCGGAUGGCUUGGGGCGGAUCAGGAAGAGGGAUCCGAGAUUAGUGUGUUCCAAUUUUCUUGCUGGGAGGGUGCCGUGCGCUUGCCCGGAGCUGGAUGCGCAGGAGAGGGAGGAGGAGGAGGUUGCGGAGGCGAUAGCUGGCGCGAGGAAGCGGGUGAGAAUGAGUGGGACGGCUGCUGUAGUGCGGUGCCAGGUGCCUGGAUGUGAGGUGGAUAUUAGAGAGUUGAAAGGGUAUCAUCGGAGACAUCGGGUUUGUCUCAAAUGUGCUAAUGCUCCAUCCGUGGUUCUUGACGGGGAGCACAAACGGUACUGCCAGCAGUGUGGCAAGUUUCAUAUAUUGCCAGAUUUUGAUGAGGGAAAACGGAGUUGUAGAAGGAAAUUAGAACGGCAUAAUAAAAGGCGUAGGAGAAGAUCUACUAACCCUAGUAGUAAUGUCGAGAAAGAAAAGGAAUUGCAAGGAGACCUCUUAGCAGAUGGCAAUUGUGAUGCACAAACGAAAGAGAUGAUGAAAGCCUCUGCUACUGGGACGCCAAUAAACAACAAAACAUUAGACAUAGAGACGAUUUUGGAGUCUGACGAUGGUGAUGGAUCUCCGUCUUCUCCAGUUCCUAGUUUUCAAAAUGUUCAGUGCAAUAGCACCAUGACUUUAACAGCAUCAGAUGAAACAAAUAAGGAGGAAAAAAUAGAUUAUUCAAAACCUGCUCUUUCCUCAACAUUUUCUAACAAAAGUGGCUAUUCAUCUGUGUGUCCAACAGGUCGCAUAUCAUUCAAGCUUUAUGAUUGGAAUCCUGCUGAAUUUCCUCGCCGGCUGCGCCACCAAAUUUUCCAGUGGUUGGCUAACAUGCCUGUUGAGUUGGAGGGUUAUAUACGCCCUGGAUGUACAAUUUUAACUGUCUUCCUUGCAAUGCCUCAAUUCAUGUGGGAGAUGUUGUCUCAAGAUGUGGCUUUCUAUGUGAGAGACAUGGUCAGUGCUCCUGAAAGUUUGUUUUGUGGAAGAGGCAACAUUCUUGUUCAUCUAAGUAACAAGAUUGUGCAAGUUAUGAGAGAUGGAUCAUCAUUGAUGAACAUUAAAAUGGAGGUCCAAGUUCCAAGACUACAUUAUGUUUAUCCCACUUACUUUGAAGCUGGGAAACCCAUGGAAUUUGUUGCUUGUGGUAGUAACCUUGACCGACCAAAAUUUCGGUUUCUUGUUUCUUUCGCGGGAAAAUAUUUAGUCUGCAAUUCUUGCUAUGCUAUAACUCAUGAAACGGGCAUGUUGAACAAAGAAAAUGCAAGGAACUCAACUGAGAUACCUGAUCAUGAGAUGCUCAGAAUUAGUAUUACUCAGACCGAAUCAGAAGUCUUCGGUCCUGCAUUUAUUGAGGUUGAGAACGAGUCUGGACUAUCCAACUUCAUCCCUGUUCUUUUUGGCAAUAAACGGGUAUGUUCUGAACUAGCAAGGAUACAGGAGGCAUUUGAUAAAACUUCCAGUGGAAGUGAGAAAGGGUGCCAUACCAUGAUUAAUACUGAAAAUCCUGAUUCAUGUGAGUCGUUAACCUCAAGACAAACUGCAAUGUCAGAUAUUCUUUUGGAUAUUGGAUGGUUGAUCAAGAAUCCAAGUGUGGAAGAAAGUGAAGUUGCUUUCAGUUCUAUAAAUAUUCAGAGAAUAACAUGCUUACUAGAAUUCCUAACAAGGAAUGAGUUUGUGAACAUCCUUGAAGAAAUUUUGCAGAACAUAGAUCAUAUUAUAGGCGAAAAAGGCUUUCAUGAAUCAGUUGAUAAAACUUCUGAUGCUGACUUUGAGCUAUUUAUGAAGCAAGUGAAUCAUGCAAGAGAUACUCUCUCUCAGAUAUUUGAACAUGGCCAUGGAUCAGUGGAUGUGAGAACCUUAAGUCAUGGUGUUCUUGUGCCUCGUAGUCCUAAGAGCAGAACCAUUCGUACAUUCCCAUCCACAGACAAACAGCAGGGAUCAAGGAACAAACAAUUUCCGGGUUCUAUUGAUGCCAUCAGUGAUAGUGAUGAAACAGUCCCACUGGUGCCAAAUCACAGCCAGCAUUGUUCCCCAAGUUCGGUUCUUGGAUGGCCUCGUGAAUCUUGGCGUGAUAUUAUUCCUAAAACAGUAAUGAGCUCACGGUUCACCGCAUUCAUCAUGGUUAGCGCCGUUAUGUGUUUUGCAGCAUGUAUUGCAGUGCUCCAUCCUCAAAAGGCUAAGGAAUUCACUGUUACUUUAAGGAGGUGUUUGUUUGGUAGCGAGAGAUGAUGGAAGCAUUGAAGAGAUAAGUAAUUACUUCUUCGUUUUCGUUUUUGGUUGUUCUUACCAAAAACAAUGCCGGAAGUAAAAUACUAAAAUGCUUGUUGUUUCACUCAGAUUUCUGGAUAAGCAUUUCUGUUUUCUGAGUGAGGAAUUGCAUUAUUUCUGUGUAUAUGCAUGUGUUGCCUUUCAGCUGUAGCAAAUUUUUUUUUAUUUUGUUGGUGUUGUAUCAUGUUCAAUUUGGGGUUGUAAUGCUGCAUGUGAUAAUUUUAGGUUAAGGGAAACAAAAAAGAUGAAGCAAUGUCUCAUCUUUCAUAGGUUCAUUAAAAUUUCUGACAGUCCGUGGAAGUUGGAUCUUUAUUCCUGCCAAUUAGCUGUGCAAAGUGAUGUAAAUCUUUGUGCCAUUGCUCUUCAUCUCAGUUGUAUUUCUAUGUUACAAUCCAAUAAAAAAAAAUUUAUUAAUAAAACUGUCUUUUCUUGUGGAUUA
Molecule: messenger RNA, 2993 nt
Organism: Dioscorea cayenensis subsp. rotundata (Guinea yam)
Lineage: Eukaryota; Viridiplantae; Streptophyta; Magnoliopsida; Dioscoreales; Dioscoreaceae
Product: squamosa promoter-binding-like protein 9
Exons: 10
Coding region: 53-2515 (820 amino acids)
Cellular component (GO): nucleus
Molecular function (GO): DNA binding
Source: RefSeq, a predicted model, not a curated record